AUGAAACAUUCUUAAUUAGUUCACCUACUGUCCAAAUAACCUCAAUCUAUUGAUUAUUUAGGAGCCACUUAAAUGAGCACUCCAAGAGCCAAUUAACAAUCAUAAUAAACUUUGACUUUACCACAUAAGUAGACAAUAUUAAGUACGGCCUUUGGCAAAGAAUAAAGAUUAUUGACAGAAGGAAAUGAAGAUCUUGAUAUCUAAAAAAUAAAAGAUUUGCAAAAUAGAUUGAUAUCUAGAUGCACUACGUUAGAAUUCCUCAUCUAAGUUAUUACAACACAAAAAAAUUAACUGAAUAGUUUACCAACCAUAUAAAAAAUUGAGUAACUCUUACUCUCAAUUGUCAACACUAUAUAAAAUGCUACAAAAAAUGAAAUUUAGAUAGGUUUUUUAAAUAGAGAAUAAAAGAAAACGUCAAGUAUACUGUUUUACUCAUUUCUAGUGUUUAAUAAAUAAAAAUUUAGGAAGGAAGCUGAAUUAUUUGAUAGGAAUAAAUCAUUACAAUAAGAAGUAGAAAUUAAUUCUGGCAGAAAUAAUAAAUUGAUAGAAGACAAUUUUAAAUUAUAAAAGUAACUAAAAUAAGAAAAAAAUUUAAACGAAAUUAAUGUCAAGAAAAUAAAUGCAUUAGAAAAGAGAAUCGAAUUUAUAGUCUCAAAUGAUAUCAAUAUUUUUGAAAUGAGAUCAAAUAUAACUAUUUUAAUGAAGGAAAAUGAGUAAUUGAAAAGAGAUUUAGAAAGGAAAAAUUAAGAGGUUGAGAGAAUUCAAGGGAAAUUAAAUUAAUAUCAAUUGGUAGUAAGUAGAUUAUAAAAAACUAUUGAUAACUUAAGAAAAAAGAAUGAGGAUGAUGAAGUAAGAGGAUUGAUUAAGAAGGAUGAUAUCGAAUUAUUAAUGAAUUUCAAAAUACCACAAAAUUUAGAUUUUAGAAUAGUAUGUUAGAAGUUAGAUCAUUAGAAUUUAUUAAAUGAUUUAUGUGAGAAAGGGGUUGUUAACACGCUUUAAUAAAUAUCUUAAUAAUCUUAGGAAGUUUAAAAAUAAUAAAUAUCUUAUUAUUGUAAUCAACUUCUCUCAUAUAAGGACUUUUCUGAAAGAUUGAAUUAAUUAUUACUACUAAUGGAAGAAUUCAGUAAUUGUUAAACAAUUGAAGAUUUGAUUUUUAACGUAAAUAGGUAGCUGCCAUAAAUAUUUAAAUGUGAGACAGCCAAGUUAUGGUUGUUAGACACGAAAAAUGGGUUACUAUAUUCUUAUUUAGAAACUCGAUAAUAAAUAAAGGCACUAUAAGAUAAAGGAAUGGUAGCUGAUACAUUCAAAUUGUAUUAAGCGCAAAACAUAGGUUAAAAACCAAAGAAAGCAAUAAUCUAUAGAAUAAAUGAGAGUGAGUAACCAGAAUUUGGAAAGAGUGCUUUGAUAUUACCCAUAUUUUGUAUUGGAUAAAAUGUAAUAAGAGGAAGUUUAAUAAUAUUGAAUUCGGAACAGGAGUAAUUUUCUUUUGAUGAAGAAUACUUUGGGAUUAUAAUUAGUAGUUUUUUGGGAAAUAUCUUAUAGAGGUUGGUAGAUAAGGAGAGUUGGCUAAUAGCCUAAAAGUACAGAAGUUUAAUGAACCAUCAGUUAACAGAUAUUCUAAGAUCCUAAAAUAAGUAAACAGCAACUGAAAGAAUUAAAUUAAGUUUUAAGAGAAUAUUUGGAUUUCAGAUGAUCAGAUUCUAUUUUGUGGAGAAUGAACAGUUAUUAAGUUAUGAAAAUCAGAAAGAAUAGUAAUUUUCAUUGGAUUAUGGAUUAGCAGGGAUGGCAGCAAGGAAUAAGCAGAGAUACAUUGUGAAUGAUAUAAAGAGAUCAGUUAAUUUUAAUCCGAAGGUUGAUUUGACAACAAUUUUGCCGAUUUUUGUUUAGCCUUUAUUAAAUAAAGAGGAUGUGGUGAUUGGAGUGGUUGAGACAUGUUUAAAGAACAAAUUGUCAAUUGACAUCGAGAGGGAACACCUAUUGUAAGUGAGUGAGAAUCUAUUUGGAAUAGAGGAACCUUUAACAAGUCAAUUAUAGAGUUAUGUGGAGUUAUUGGCAGGGACUUUAUCUAAUAUAAAAUUUUGA
Molecule: messenger RNA, 2082 nt
Organism: Paramecium tetraurelia
Lineage: Eukaryota; Ciliophora; Oligohymenophorea; Peniculida; Parameciidae
Exons: 3
Source: RefSeq, a predicted model, not a curated record